UUCGAAAAAUCUAGAAGCUGACAAGUGUGAGGAAGAACAUUGAAUGAGCUCUUAUUUUAUGGUGACCAAUGACCCAUUAAUAAUUUUAAAAUUUUUUGUUUUGUUUUCUUCGCUAUCUAAUAUGACAAUUGUCACCUUCUCUCUUGCUCCAUAUAUUAACUGCCCAUUCUCUUCUUCAAUUUCUCUCCGGAUUUUUCGUCGUGUUCAUCAAUUUUCUCAAAUUUUAUCGAUUUGUUUUUGUUUUUCCCUUUCCGUUUCGCCAUUGACGAAGUACUCGUAGAAGAGGGAAAGUUGAAUUUAGGGAUUUUCUGGGUGGCGAUUGAUGUUAUUGUAGUAAUCAGGUGAGAUCGAUCAAUAUAGAGGACGAUUGGGUGUGAAAAUUUUGAAUCGUUUGAUUUUUUUUGUUUUCCCGGGGAACUUUGUGAUGUUAUGGUUUAGAUUCUGAGUGUGAGGAAUCUUGUUAAUUGCGAGGGAAUUGAGGAUGACUGAUAUUGAUCCUUCGCAUCAAAAGACGGAGUCUAUGGAUGGCUCCGGUGCUGACUUUGCUCGUCGUUUUGAGGAUUUCAAUGAAGGUUGCAUCUCAUUUGAGUCUUGCAAUCCAGAUAAUGGUGAUCAAGAGGAUGAACAUUCUCUGAGGAGGAGAAGGAGGUCUGACCUCGAAGGUGAUGACAUAGCUGAAUCCUCUGCUGCGAGAAGGCGCCAGUCCCGGAUCCUGAGCCGCUGGGCAGCAAGGCAGGCUCAGGAGAUGAUUACCACCAUUGAGAGGAGGAACCGUGAGUCUGAACUUAUUGCUAUUGCUGGUUUGCACGCUGUCUCUACGCUUGACUCGUCUUUCCUCAGGGAGGAGACGCACUCUCCUCCUCCUCCUCCUCCUCCCUCGAGGCGUCGGGCUGCUGCUUCUGAGAGGCCUAGAACUCAAGCAUCUGAGAUUUUCCAGAUGUGGAGAGAGUUGGAAGAUGAACACGUGCACAAUACGGCACGUGAGAGGCUGAGGCCGAGGCAAAGAAGUGCUAAUGCAUUUGUGAGUGGAAACAAUGAGAGCCUGAGGGGAUCAAGUGAGAGUGAGAAUGAUUACAGAUCUUCCAGUAGAGAACAGUCUCCAGAUCUUGGCGAUGUUGAGAGUGAGAGGGUGAGACAAAGUGUGCGUGAUUAUGUAUCUAAUGUAAGAAGGAGAGACGAUAACCGUAGAGGAGAGUUGGUUGGUGAUACUGAAAGAGAAAGAGUCAGGGUUAUCAGGGAGCGUAUGCAAAUGACGAGUCAGCAGAGAGGAGCUCGUGCAAGUCGAAGAGAAGAUCAACAACGAUCUCUUGGCUCACAAGAUGACCGAACUCAUGAGAGUCCACAAGCUCAGAGGGUCCGUGAAGGGUUAGCCGUUGAGAAUGAGGAAGGGCAACGGGAGGAUACUCGUAGAGACUUGCGGAGAUUACGAGGAAGGCAUGCAUUUGUUGAUUUGCUCAUGAGGAUUGAACAAGAGCGGCAGCGAGAGCUUCAGGGUUUGUUGGAUCAUCGUGCAGUCUCUGACUUUUCUCAUCGCAACCGGAUUCAGUUGCUACUUAGAAGAAGAUUCUUGCGGAAUGAGCCACGUACAGAUGAAGUUAGAGCUCCAUCAAUGGCAGCAAGUGAACUUCGCCAGCUAAGAGAUAGACAUACAGUUUCUGGUUUGCGGGAAGGAGUCAGUGACAGGCUAGAAAGCAAUACUAAUGUCGAUAACAUCAAUACUUCCAGGAUUAACCGAACAAUAGCUAAUACUACUGAGGAUUCUCAGAGGAUAAAUGAGAGCUUGAGUUCUUCUAGACAGGGGAAUGGUACCCCACUCUUACCUAACGAUUUGGGAAGGUCUGGAAGUAACCGAACAAAUAUAGAUAGAAAUUGGGAAGAAGAGACCAGUCAAGAAAGGGUUUGGCCUGAAGUUUUCAGAACAGACGAGAGGCAAAAUUUGCUGCAAGCAACGUUAAGCCAGUUAAGUGAAAGGGAUAACGGUAACGCAGUUAUAAACGAACAAGAAAACUCAGUUGAUGACCUGCACCAGGAUGGAACUGGGAAUUCAGAUGCAACUGUUCUGAUAGAAGAUCAGAGUGUAUGGCCUGCAGAUAACACUAGACAGUCUGACGGAAAUUGGCCAGAGACACGGUUUGGAGCACUUAGGAGUCGCCGUGUAGUACCUAUGAGAAGAGUAAACAGGCUCCAUUUACCUAAUGACGAUAAUGUUUACAACAUUGAGCUUCGAGAGCUACUAAGCAGGAGAAAUGUUUCUAACCUUCUACGCAGUGGUUUCCGUGAAAAUCUGGAUCAACUGAUACAGUCCUAUGUUGAGAGGAGAGGAGGACUUGCUCACGUUGACUGGGAUUUUCAACCAGCAAUAUCGGAUUCUCAAGGACAUCAUACAGAGCAGCAACGGUUUCUACAGGACGAGGAUCAGCUUGAUGGGAUCAAUCAAACGCUGCCAACUCCACCAGUGCCUCCACCACAGCCAAUAAGUCAUCAUACCAACUACGCUCGUCACUCUCUGCAUCGAUCUGAACUUGGAUGGGAGAUGAUGAACGACUUGAGAGGAGAAAUGGCUAGACUUCAGCAAGGAAUGAGUCAUAUGCAGAGGAAUUUAGAAACUUGUAUGGAUAUGCAGUCUGAGCUGCAGCGUUCGGUUAGGCAAGAGGUCUCUGCGGCUUUAAACCGAUCUCCCGGUGACCAAGGUCUUGGAGCAGGAACAUCCGAGGAUGGGUCGAGAUGGGGUCAUGUAAGGAAUGGGACUUGCUGUGUCUGCUGUGAUACUGACAUAGAUGCCCUCUUGUACAGAUGCGGGCACAUGUGUACUUGCUCAAAUUGCGGUAACGAGCUAGUCAGAACUGGAGGGAAAUGCCCGUUGUGUAGAGCGCCAAUCCUUGAGGUAAUCAGAGCCUACACUGUCGCAUAAGCCCUCUGAGAUUGGAGAACAAGGAAAAACAAACAAAGAUAAUGUGAUUGUAUUGAUGUCUGAGCAAGAACAGAUUGUUUCAGCGAUGUAAACUCUCUGAAAUGGAUCAAACCAAGAACAGCAGACAUAAAUUUAUUCGGUUAACAGUAGCCAGAGGUAUAUUUUUUUAAUUUAUUGAGUGUGAUGUAGCUCUGUAUAAGAAAGAACAAAAGUAGUUGAGAUAAAUUUCACAAAGAUGAUUUGAUAUCAUACGUGUGCAUACAGAUUCACCA
Brassica oleracea var. oleracea is the source of this 3183-nucleotide messenger RNA. RefSeq lists its product as uncharacterized. The transcript is spliced from 9 exons. The record is from RefSeq and is a predicted model, not a curated record. NCBI's taxonomy places the organism in Eukaryota, Viridiplantae, Streptophyta, Magnoliopsida, Brassicales, Brassicaceae. The coding region runs from base 482 to 2911 and encodes 809 amino acids.